This is a messenger RNA of Thrips palmi, 8541 nucleotides long. It is a transcript of the gene ACC, whose product is annotated as acetyl-CoA carboxylase. The transcript has 27 exons. The record is from RefSeq and is a predicted model, not a curated record. NCBI's taxonomy places the organism in Eukaryota, Metazoa, Arthropoda, Insecta, Thysanoptera, Thripidae. The coding region runs from base 322 to 7266 and encodes 2314 amino acids. Gene Ontology annotation, biological process: fatty acid biosynthetic process. Gene Ontology annotation, molecular function: metal ion binding; acetyl-CoA carboxylase activity; ATP binding.
CAUGGCCCAAGGCGGCGCGCAACACUAACCUCUACGGUGCAUUUCAAAGCUAGCUAUGUGUGUGCACAAUUCUUGUCCGUGCUCGGGUUAUCCUCGGCCACAUGAAUGAAAGUAUGGGCCGCAAAACCCCGCACGAAGUGUCGUGAAGCUGGGAGUCUGUCCUGAAGAGGAGGCGCUCAGCGAUGCAAAUUUGCGCGUGAAAGUGGAGGUGUCCGUGUUUACGUCGUGCACAGCACUGCGCAGCACCCAGACUCGGCGCAGCGGGAGGCGGACGACGACGCAGAGGACGGCAGCAGCGCCGGAAGCAGCUUCGAGACCAUCAUGGAGGCCGAGACCGAGGCCGACAGGCACCCCGUCAACUUCACUGUCGGCGAGGAGGACGAUGUUGAGGGCGAAGAACACACCGAGGCCGGCGACACCUUCCCGUCGUCGUCCUCCUUCGCGUCCAACUCGGGCAUGUCCAGCAACAGGAACUCCAUCAACAACAUGCAGGACCUGCUGAACGAGCGGCGCCGACGACUCAGGCCUUCUAUGUCCCAGGGGACUGUUAUGCACCCAAGGUUGCAGGACAAAGAUUUCACAGUUGCCACUCCUGAAGAAUUUGUGCGACGCUUUGGAGGUACUCGAGUCAUUAACAAGAUUUUAAUUGCUAACAAUGGAAUCGCUGCAGUUAAGUGUAUGCGAUCAAUUCGUCGCUGGUCGUAUGAAAUGUUUAAAAAUGAACGUGCUGUACGUUUUGUUGUUAUGGUCACUCCUGAAGAUCUUAAGGCCAAUGCCGAAUUUAUCAAAAUGGCUGAUCUCUAUGUGCCUGUCCCUGGUGGUAGCAACAACAACAAUUAUGCCAAUGUUGAACUUAUCCUCAACAUCGCUAUCAGAAACCAAGUCCAGGCUGUUUGGGCUGGUUGGGGUCAUGCAUCAGAAAACCCCAAGCUUCCGGAGCUUCUUCACAAAAAUAAUAUUGUCUUCAUUGGACCCCCUGAGAAAGCUAUGUGGUCUCUUGGAGACAAGAUUGCAUCCAGCAUUGUUGCACAAACUGCUGAAAUUCCAACUCUUCCUUGGUCCGGAUCCGGACUUACUGCUCAAUUUAAUGGUAAAAAAAUUAAGAUUUCCAAUGAGCUGUACAGGAAGGGUUGUGUGACCACCCCCGAGGAAGGUGCUGCUGCAGCACUCAAAAUUGGAUAUCCUAUCAUGAUCAAAGCAUCUGAAGGUGGUGGUGGAAAGGGUAUUCGUAAAGUAGAAAAUCAUGAAGACUUUGCGGCAGCUUUCCGUCAGGUUCAAGCUGAAGUUCCUGGUUCACCCAUAUUCAUCAUGCAGUUGGCCAAAUGUGCUCGCCACUUGGAAGUCCAACUGAUAGCUGACCAGUAUGGCAAUGCUAUUUCAUUGUUUGGGCGAGAUUGUUCAAUUCAACGUCGUCAUCAGAAAAUUAUUGAAGAAGCCCCUGCAGCUAUUGCUAUUCCUGAAGUUUUUGAGGAAAUGGAGAAGGCUGCUGUCCGACUCGCCAAAAUGGUUGGGUAUGUCAGUGCUGGUACUGUUGAGUACUUGUACAACACUGACGGCAACUUUUACUUCUUGGAGUUGAACCCACGUCUUCAAGUAGAACAUCCUUGCACAGAGAUGGUCUCUGAUGUCAAUCUCCCUGCUGCCCAGCUCCAGAUUGCUAUGGGCCUUCCUCUUAGUGCCAUCAAAGAUAUCCGCCUUUACUAUGGCGAGUCACCAUGGACUGACACUCCUAUUGACUUUGAAAACCCAAGGCACAGACCUCAACCUUGGGGUCAUGUCAUUGCAGCCCGUAUCACCAGUGAAAAUCCUGAUGAAGGUUUCAAACCCAGCUCGGGUACUGUUCAGGAGUUGAAUUUCCGCUCCUCAAAGAAUGUGUGGGGUUAUUUCUCAGUUGCCGCCUCAGGUGGUCUCCAUGAGUUUGCUGAUUCUCAGUUUGGUCACUGCUUCUCCUGGGGAGAAAACAGAGAGCAAGCCAGAGAAAACCUAGUUAUUGCUCUCAAAGAGUUGUCCAUUCGUGGUGACUUCCGUACCACUGUUGAAUACCUUAUCACUCUUUUGGAAACACCCAGCUUCCAGGAUAACACCAUUGAUACUGCAUGGCUGGACAAGCUAAUUCAGGAGAGAAUGCAGGCUGAGAAACCUGAUGUUCUUCUUGGAGUAAUGUGUGCUGCAUUGCACAUUGCAGAUGCCAAAAUACUGGAUGCUUUCCAGGGUUUCCAAACAUCCCUUGAAAGGGGUCAAAUUCAAGCUGCUAAUAUGUUGGACCACAUUGUCAGUGCAGAGUUAAUUCACGAUGGUUUUAAAUACAAGGUCCAAACCACUAAGUCUGGGCCAAACUCUUACUUUUUGAUUAUGAAUGGCUCAUUCAAGGAGAUUGAAACUCACCGCCUGAACGAUGGUGGUAUCUUGCUCUCAGUAGAUGGUUCAAGUUUCACUACUUACAUGAAGGAAGAAGUUGACCGGUACCGUGUAGUUAUUGGUAACCAGACCUGUGUUUUUGAGAAAGAGAAUGAUCCAUCCCAGCUGCGCUCUCCUUCAACUGGCAAGUUGGUUUCCAUUCUGUUGGAAGAUGGUGGACAUGUUCAGGCUGGUCAAGCGUAUGCUGAAAUAGAGGUCAUGAAAAUGGUCAUGACUCUGGUCUGCAAUGAGUCUGGUACAAUUUAUUUCCACAAACGUCCUGGUGCAGUCUUGGAUGCUGGUGCUCUUAUCGCACACUUGGAGCUGGAUGAUGCUUCACUCGUCACUGUUGCUCAGGAGUACAAGGGACAAUUCCCCCAGUCUGAUUUGACUGCUGUUGCUGGCGAGAAACUCAACCACUCUCACAACCAGUACAGGACCAUGCUGGAUAAUAUACUGGCUGGUUACUGCUUACCUGAACCGUACCAUCUUGCACGACUGCGAGACGUCAUUGAGAAGUUCAUGACCUCUUUGAGGGACCCCAGCCUACCCUUGCUCGAGCUGCAGGAUGUGAUUGCUUCCAUAUCUGGACGCAUUCCUCUCUCUGUUGAGAAGAAGAUUAGGAAGCUGAUGUCUCUGUAUGAGAAGAACAUUACCUCUGUUCUGGCCCAGUUCCCAAGUCAACAGAUUGCCAGUGUUAUUGAUGGCCAUGCUGCAACUCUGCAGAAGCGAGCUGAUCGUGAUGUAUUCUUCAUGGCUACCCAAGGUGUUGUCCAGCUUGUUCAGAGGUACAGAAAUGGCAUCAGGGGGCGCAUGAAGACAGCUGUCCAUGAGCUUCUGAGGCAGUACUAUGCUGUUGAAAGCCAGUUCCAAAUGGGGCAGUACGAUAAAUGUGUUUCUGCUUUGCAAGAAAACUUCAAGGAUAAUAUGGCAACUGUAACUGCAACAAUCUUUUCGCACAGUCAAGUUUCCAAGAAGAACAUGCUUGUAACCAUGUUGAUUGAUCAUCUUUGGGCUAAUGAGCCUGGUUUGACUGAUGAGUUGGCAACUACACUGAAUGAGCUGACUACAUUGAACAGGUCUGAGCACUCUAGGGUUGCUCUUCGGGCUAGGCAAGUGCUCAUUGCAGCCCACCAGCCUGCUUAUGAACUUCGACACAAUCAAAUGGAAUCCAUCUUCUUGUCAGCUGUGGACAUGUAUGGUCAUGACUUCCACCCUGAGAACCUCCAGAAGCUUAUUCAGUCUGAAACAUCUAUCUUUGAUAUUCUUCACGACUUCUUCUACCACAGCAACAAAGCUGUCUGCAAUGCUGCUCUGGAAGUGUAUGUGAGGAGAGCAUACAUUUCAUAUGAUCUGACUUGCCUGCAGCAUAUGGAGCUGGAUGGUGAAAACAGCGUGGUUCACUUCCAGUUCUUGUUGCCAUCUUCUCAUCCAAACAGACUGCCUGCAACAACUAUUACCGAGCCUAAUGCUGAUGGAGAAGUCUUCGAAGUCUUUGACUCGUUCCAACGUACUGGCUGCAUGGCUGCAUUUGAUUCCUUUGAAUCGUUCUCAUCCUCUGCUGAUGAAAUGUUGGAUCUCUUAGAGGAGUUUUCAUCUCCUGCCUCAGUUUCUGCUAAAGUGCUUGAGGCAGUAGAGAGUGGAAGUGAAUCUCGUAACAGUACCUCUAUUAAUGUCAGUGUGUCUGGUACUGACCAGCCCUCUGAUCUGAAGAAGCGCAUGGAACCCAUUCACAUUCUGUGUGUUGCUGUGAAAGACAAUGGAGAUGUGGAAGACUCCCAGCUUAGCCGCAUGUUUGGCAAUUGGUGUGAUAAAUUCAGGGAUGAGCUGAAACGUCGUUGCAUUCGCCGUGUUACAUUCCUUGCACUGAACAAGAGGCAGUUCCCCAAGUUCUUCACUUACCGGUUCCGUGAUAACUUUGCUGAAGACCGAAUUUACCGUCACUUAGAGCCUGGCAUGGCGUUCCAGCUGGAACUCACAAGAAUGCGGGCUUAUGACCUUGAGGCUCUGCCUGUCUCCAAUCGUAAAAUGCACCUGUAUCUGGGCCGUGCUAAAGUUGCUAAGGGACAGGAAGUUACUGACUUCCGAUUCUUCAUUCGUUCCAUCAUCAGGCAUUCAGACCUUAUAACAAAGGAGGCUUCAUUUGAAUAUUUACACAAUGAGGCUGAGAGGGUUCUUCUGGAGGCCAUGGAUGAAUUAGAAGUGGCAUUCUCACACCCCUAUUCAAAGAGGACUGACUGCAACCACAUUUUCCUCAACUUUGUGCCAACUGUAAUUCUAGACCCUACAAAGGUGGAGGAAAGCGUCACAAACAUGGUUAUGCGGUAUGGUCCAAGGCUGUGGAAACUCCGGGUUAGGCAAGCAGAAUUGAAAAUGACGAUUCGUCAGUCUCCUAAUAGCCCAACCUCUGUUGUUCGUCUAUGCAUCACCAAUGACAGUGGCUAUUACCUUGAUAUCAGUGUGUACAAGGAAGUUACUGAUCCCAACACUGGAAUUAUUAAGUUUGACUCUUUUGGCACCAAACAAGGCCCUCUACAUGGAUUGCCUAUUUCCACUCCUUACGUUACAAAGGAUUACCUGCAGCUGAAACGAUUCCAAGCUCAAACAGCUGGAACAACCUAUGCCUAUGACUUCCCUGAAAUGUUCCGGCAAAUGACUGAACGUUUAUGGAAGGAGUUCAUUGAGGAGCGGCCAGGCCAGGACAUUAAAAUGCCUGAUCAGGUCUUGGACUAUGUAGAGCUGGUUAUGGAAAAUGAAGAAACCCUUGUGGAACAAAAGAGGAUACCAGGGGAAAAUAAUGUUGGAAUGGUUGCUUGGCGCCUGACAAUCAACACUCCUGAAUAUCCUGAGGGCAGGGAUGUUAUUGUUAUUGCCAAUGAUCUUACUUACCAAGUGGGCUCCUUUGGCCCACGGGAAGACAUGGUCUUCAAUCUGGCUUCCAAGAGGGCUCGAGAAUUAAAGAUCCCUAGACUCUACAUCUCAGCCAACAGUGGUGCCCGUAUUGGUCUGGCUAAUGAAAUCAAGUCACUCUUCAGAAUUGCUUGGGAGGACCCCGAGGAAGAGGAUAAGGGUUUCAAGUACAUUUAUCUUACUCCUGAUGAUUAUGCCAAAGUUGCUCCUCUGAAUACAGUGAAAACUGUCCUCAUUGAUGAUGAAGGUGAAUCUCGGUACAAGAUCACUGACAUUAUAGGCAAGGAUGAUGGCCUUGGUGUUGAAAAUUUGAAAUAUGCUGGUUUGAUUGCUGGUGAAACUUCCCAAGCUUACAAGGAAGUGGUGACCAUUUCUAUGGUCACAAGUCGAGCAAUCGGUAUUGGAUCUUACCUUGUCCGAUUGGGCCAGAGAUUGAUCCAAAUUGAAAACGCUCCUAUCAUCCUUACUGGUUACCAAGCUUUGAACAAAGUUCUGGGUCGUGAAGUAUAUGCAUCUAACAAUCAGUUGGGAGGCAUUCAAGUUGUUUAUAACAAUGGUGUUUCCCACAAGACUGAUGCAAAUGAUCUGGAUGGUAUAUACUCCAUGCUUAAAUGGCUCUCUUACAUGCCUAAGGACACUCUUUCUAUGGUUCCAAUGGUCACACCUGCUGAUCCUAUCGACCGAGAAGUUGGCUACAUGCCCACGAAGGUACCCUAUGAUCCCCGUUGGAUGCUUGGGGGAAGGCAAAACCCAUUGAACCCGGAAGAAUGGGAGCAUGGAUUCUUUGACCAUGGUUCAUGGGAGGAAAUAAUGCGUCCAUGGGCUCAAACUGUUAUUACUGGUCGAGCUCGUCUUGGUGGUAUUCCAAUGGGUGUGAUUGCUGUUGAAACAAGGAAGGUUGAAAUUACUCUACCCGCAGAUCCUGCCAAUUUAGACAGUGAAGCAAAGACUGUGUCACAAGCUGGUCAAGUGUGGUUCCCUGACUCAGCAUACAAAACAGCACAAGCAAUUCAGGAUUUCAGCCAUGAAGGUCUUCCACUUCUUAUUUUUGCUAACUGGAGAGGUUUUUCUUCUGGCAUGAAAGAUAUGUAUGACAUGAUUAUGAAAUUCGGUGCCUACAUUGUCGACGCACUUCAUGACUACAAGCAGCCAAUUUUCGUUUACAUUCCUCCCAACGGCGAGUUGCGAGGAGGUGCAUGGGCUGUUGUUGACACAACCAUCAACCCCAGGCAUCUGGAAAUGUUUGCUGACCCUGACAGCAGAGGAGGUGUCUUGGAAGCUGAGGGAAUUGUAGAAAUCAAAUUUAAGCCCAAAGACCAGAGAGUACUGAUGCAGAGAUUGGAUUCCAAGUACAGCCAAUUGAUAUCAAAGCAAAUGGCAACAGCCAACCUACCUCCUGAGGAAAAGACAGAAGUUGACAGACAAAUUAAGGAGAGAGAAGCAUACCUUUUGCCACUUUACCAUCCAGUCGCAGUUCACUUUGCAGACUUACAUGAUACGCCCGAGAGAAUGUUAGAAAAAGGAUGUAUUAGUGAAAUUGUUCCCUGGAGGAAGUCUCGUAAGAUCUUGUUCUGGAGGCUGAAACGAAUCUUGCUAGAAAAUCAAAUUCUGAAGGAAUUGACAAGUGUCAAGUCUGAUUUGAGUGAUGGUCAAGCCAAGGCCAUGCUCAGACGGUGGUUCAUGGAAGAUCAAGGUGCAACUGAGGGCUACAAGUGGGAGAACAAUGAGGCAAUGGCAGGGUGGUUGGAGGGUCAACUCAACUCUUCAAACUCAAUUGUUGCUAGAAAUAUUGGUGCUGUGAAGCAGGAUGCUGUUGUUCAAAGCGUCAAAAAUUCAGUUGAUAGCUGCCCUGAAGCUGCUGUAGAUGCUGUAGUUGAAAUGGUUCGAGGUCUGAAUGCACAGCAGAGAGCUCAAAUUUUGCAAACCUUAUCCCAACAAGGCGAGGACCAACAAUCAUAGUAGUCUUAUCAUGUAGUAGUAUGCUUCGGUAUCAGUAUGGCUUUAUUUUCGCUCUCUGAAAUGUAGGGUCUGAAAAAGUGUGAAAAUCUUAGGGUUUUUGCCUGUGAGGCCUCAUUUUCAUUCCAAAGAGAGAAUAUUCAGAUUCAGGAGCGUGGGCAUGUGUGUCUCUUUGUUUUCUAGUUGCCAUUUCAUCCACAGGCUGUGAAUCGUGGUAAUGCACAAGGUACCUGGAUGCUUCAGCAGUUUGCCAAAUGCAAGCUCUGUUUUCCCAUAGGUAUGGGAAUACAUACUGGCAAUAGUAGAAAGUGAAUCAAGUACUGAGAUAGCACUCUGUGAGGUUUUGUUACCUUUUCUUUCUGACUGAGCAGCUUGCUUUUUAAUUUCUCCCUUUUCCUCAAGUCUGUUUUGAUUUGUCUUAUCAUUGUCAGGGUGCUUUCCUGUAUUUGCAUGGGCAUAGCAAUCCUAUUUUUACCCUGAACACUGUUGUUGUCAUUGUUUAUCUUGUAUUUUGUUAUCUUAUCUUAUACAGUCACACUAAGUUGUAAGGCAGAUGAGUGACAAUGAAUUUGUUAAAUGUGAUUAACUUAUUUUUGGAUGCUAUUAUGUUAUCUCCUGAUAAGGCAGUAAUUGGUUAUUGAUGAUCAACUUAGUUCCAAUCUCUGAGAUAAGUCUGAAUGCAUCAGUAAACCAUCAAGGUUUAGCUGGCCUAAACCAAGAUAGAGUAAUGAAUCAUUACCUCUGGAAUUUGUUGCAUCCUAAAAUUUCGAUAUUAACUUGUUUUUAGCUUCCUUCACUGAGUGUACAUAUUGUUAAUAGUCUCUGAGUAGGAUCAACAACUGUUAAAUCUUAUCUGACAGCACUGUUGUUAAAAUUGCUAUUUUAGAAUGAGCAACUCAUCUUGCAGUUGCUAAUUUUUUUUUAUUUUUUGUACACGUUUGAAAGUACAUGCUUGUCAAAGUUACAAAUGAAAGGAUGCUCAUGUUUAGAUACUAGUCAAGAAAAUGGUGAAAAAAGUCUUGAUUAUUAACUAAAUGUUAGCUUGAACUGUUCUGCAUGCAACAAACAAGUUUUUAAAUGAUAGUUGUCUGUUCUUUUUUACUAGUUCAACAACUAUGUGUCUUGAAUUCCCAUUGUUACCUGCUGUUCAAUGAUAAAAUGACAUUAACAAUGUGCUGUAUAAACGGACAAAGAUCAAAGGUGGCCUUGUUUUAGUCCUCACAAAACACCUCAUAAUUUAUUUUUUAAAAAUGUUAAAAAUAAAACUUUUAAAACAUG